Cyprinodon tularosa is the source of this 729-nucleotide messenger RNA. RefSeq names its product protein S100-A13-like. Bases 168 to 431 code for a protein of 87 amino acids. Gene Ontology annotation, cellular component: perinuclear region of cytoplasm. Lineage: Eukaryota; Metazoa; Chordata; Actinopteri; Cyprinodontiformes; Cyprinodontidae. Gene Ontology annotation, molecular function: transition metal ion binding; calcium ion binding. The record is from RefSeq and is a predicted model, not a curated record. The transcript is spliced from 3 exons.
UUAGAGUACAGCAAAGAGGGCAUUGUGAAUGGAAAAAAUUUAAAGGCAAUGAUUAAAUUCUUUCACCAGAAAAGUGGGCUUUAAAAAGACUGAGAAGCUCUGUUACAGCAUACCUACGCUCAAACACACCUAAAGAGAAUAGACCCAGCCUUUUGACCGAGUCCAUCAUGGAGACUGCUGUUGGUGUGCUGGUUUCUCAGUUCAAGGCAUAUGCUUGCAGAGACGGUUCCUCUGACACACUCAGCAGGGAUGAGUUUCAAAAACUGGUCAAAUCAGAGCUCCCCAACCUUGUCAAGAAUGCUGGUGACCCUGCUGACAUUGACCAGCUCAUGAGGUCAUUGGACAAUAACAAUGAUGGAGAGCUCAGCUUCCCUGAGUUCUGGCAGCUGAUUGGGCAUCUUGCAAGCAAACAUGGAGGAUUCAGCCAAUAGAGUCCUUUUUCUUUAAGUUGCAUGUGUGCAACUAAACUUUCUGAGUGCCACAUAAUAAGAAAAGGGAAAUCCUUCAUAAUGGAAAUCAUCUCAGUCUGUUUCCUCUAUUAAAGAUUUCAACAAGUCAGUUCACUGCUCUGAUAAAAUUAUAGGCAAACUUUAAGCACUAAAGCAGUUUCAUAACAUUUUGUUGGUUUUAUUUAAAUCAGUGUCUCUCUGUUUCUUUCUCAAAUGUAAUGAUAACUAAGGAUAAUUUUGUUCAUUGUGUUUGACAUAAAUUCAUAAUAGAAUAAAAAAA